Molecule: messenger RNA, 1545 nt
Organism: Papilio machaon (common yellow swallowtail)
Lineage: Eukaryota; Metazoa; Arthropoda; Insecta; Lepidoptera; Papilionidae
Product: beta-1,3-glucan-binding protein-like
Exons: 8
Coding region: 18-1508 (496 amino acids)
Biological process (GO): carbohydrate metabolic process
Molecular function (GO): carbohydrate binding; hydrolase activity, hydrolyzing O-glycosyl compounds
Source: RefSeq, a predicted model, not a curated record
CGUACUCAGUCGGUGGUAUGUCGUGGUCAAGUGCAGACGUCAUGUCGGGGACAUAUAUAAUUCAUUUAAUGUUAGCAUUGUUUAUCUAUAGUUCUGGUUUAGUCGAAGCAUAUACAGUACCACCUGCAAAACUCGAAGCGAUAUAUCCUCGAGGGCUGAGAGUUUCAAUUCCAGAUGAUGGUUUCACACUGUUUGCCUUUCAUGGCAAUCUGAACGUGGAAAUGGAAGGUCUAGAGGCUGGACAGUGGGCGAGAGAUAUAACGAAGGUUAAAAAUGGAAGAUGGACAUUUAGAGAUAGGAAUGCUGAACUGAAACUCGGAGAUAAAAUCUACUUCUGGACGUACGUUAUAAAAAACGGUCUAGGUUAUAGACAAGAUAAUGGAGAAUGGACUGUAACUGAGUUUGUCAACGAAGAUGGUACUCCUGUGGACCCGAAUAACUUACCAGCAUCUACAAGCAGUACAACAGUUCAUUUCAUACCAUCAUCAGUAACAGUUCCUCCUACUAGUUGUCACCAGUCUCUAACCGCGGUGCUAGGUCGUGGCCGCGUCUGUCGUGGAGAUCUUCUGUUCAAUGAGGAAUUUGAUAAGAACAAUAUCAAAGAUUUAUCAAAUUGGAUGCCAGAAGUUAUGUUUCCGCAGGAACCUGAUUAUCCUUUCAACGUGUAUCUAGCUGAUGGGACACUGAGACUCGAAAAUGGAAUGCUAAUCAUUUCUCCAGUACUUUUAGAGACGAAAUAUCACGCGGGAAUUUUAAGUGGUACCCUAGAUCUGACUAAUACUUGCACCGGCAUGAUCGGCACCUGGGAAUGUUCUCGAACAGCGUCUGGAGCACAGAUCUUGCCUCCAGUUGCAACUGGAAAAAUAACAAGCAAAAAUAAGUUUAAUUUUAAAUAUGGAAGAGUUGAAAUUCGCGCAAAACUACCGGCUGGAAGUUGGUUAUUACCAGAAAUAAACUUGGAACCACGUGAUAAUACUUACGGUAAAACAAACUACGUAUCUGGUCUAAUAAGAAUAGCGUUUGCAAAAGGAAAUGCUGUUUACGCUAAAAAGUUGAACGGUGGACCGAUUUUAUCCGACUUGGAACCUUACAGAUCUUUUAAUAUGAAGAGUAAAAUCGGAAUAACCAACUGGAACAAAGAUUUCCACAAUUACAGCUUAGUGUGGAAACCAGAUCGUUUGGAGUUUUACGUCGAUGGAGAUAUGUAUGGGACAGUUGACCCCGGUGAAGGGUUUUACAACAGCGCAAAUCAGAAUGGUGUUACACAAGCCUGGCAUUGGGUACAAGGGACAGUUUUGGCACCGUUGGAUCAAAUGUUCUACGUAUCCCUUGGCCUACGUGUUGGUGGCAUUAAUGACUUCGAUGAUACCAAAGAUGCAGAGAUUAAGCCCUGGAAGAAUGGUGGUAGGAAGGCAAUGUACGAUUUCUGGACAUCGAAAGACGCCUGGUUUCCUACUUGGUACAACGCUGAUAUGAAAAUUGAUUACGUCAGGGUUUAUGCCUUGUAACAAAAUAAAUAACAUUUAAAUAUAGGUCUAAUAUAAU